AUGUCGCUCUUAGAAAGGCCAAAUCCGAAUGCGUCCUGUGAAACGCAUAUACCCAACAAUGAGGCGGAUUAUGAGACCUGGCGCUCUAAUGUGGGACUUCUUCUCAGAGACACUAGGCAAUCAGACUUGCACAAGUCACGAAAGCUCCUCGAAAGCCUCUUGUCCCCUGCCAUUGACAUUGUGAAGCACCUGACACCUGAAACACCUCCAAGUGUAUGUCUGGAGAUCCUGGACUCUGCAUUUAGCACCGUUGAAGAUGGAGAUGACCUGUUUGCAAAGUACCUUAAUACGAUGCAAGACAGUAGUGAGAAACCCUCAGCUUACCUUCAACGGCUGCAAGUGAUGUUGAAUGCCACCCUCAGGAGGGGGGGUGUUUCUGCAAGUGAGUUUGACAGGCAGCUUCUGAGACAGUUUGUCAGAGGUUGUUGGGACAACACCUUGAUAUCUGAGCUGCAACUGGAGCAGAAGAAGCAAAAUCCACCUACCUUUGCAGAACUGCUCCUGUUACUCCGCACAGCAGAAGACAGGCGAGCUUCCAAAGCAACUCGCAUGAAGCACCACCUCAGUGCCUCAAAACCCAAGGUGUCAUCCCAUUACCAAGGCAUUUGUGUGCAGUAUGAUGAAGAAUGCAGUACAUCACAGUCACCUUCUCCUUCAUCAGAGAUCCAAGAUCUGAAAAAGCAAAUAGCUGAUUUACAAACCCAGCUCGCACGUGUCACACAGAAAGGUCACAGAAAGAACCAAGCUAAGCCAGCCACCAAACCAAAGGCGCCCACACCGGUUGUUCUGAGAGUUCAGACUCCCACACCUCAAAGCCAAGCUGAAAAAAGCACCACCAGCAAGAGACCAAAGCCCUGGUAUUGCUUCAGAUGUGGAGAGGACGGACAUAUCAAACCACAGUGUGACCGUGAACCAAACCCCUCUCUGGUAGCCACAAAGGGAAGACUGCUGAAAGAAAAGCAGCAAGCAUGGGAUGCUGUGAACAGCACUUCAGAGCCUGAGCAUUUUUAG
This is a messenger RNA of Alosa alosa (allis shad), 1011 nucleotides long. RefSeq names its product paraneoplastic antigen Ma3 homolog. NCBI's taxonomy places the organism in Eukaryota, Metazoa, Chordata, Actinopteri, Clupeiformes, Clupeidae. Gene Ontology annotation, molecular function: zinc ion binding; nucleic acid binding. The transcript is spliced from 2 exons. Bases 1 to 1011 code for a protein of 336 amino acids. The record is from RefSeq and is a predicted model, not a curated record.